This is a messenger RNA of Macaca mulatta (Rhesus monkey), 1173 nucleotides long. RefSeq names its product proprotein convertase subtilisin/kexin type 1 inhibitor (gene PCSK1N). The record is from RefSeq and is a predicted model, not a curated record. Gene Ontology annotation, biological process: negative regulation of endopeptidase activity. Lineage: Eukaryota; Metazoa; Chordata; Mammalia; Primates; Cercopithecidae. Gene Ontology annotation, molecular function: endopeptidase inhibitor activity.
GGGGGGGGCCCUGAUUCCGGGCGUGCGCAGCCGCAGAGCGCCGCAGCCUCGCCAGCUCGCCCGGGCACUGCGCACUUGCCAGCCAGUUCGCCCGUCCGGAGCCCGGCUCGCUGGGGCAGCAUGGCGGGGUCGCCGCUGCUCUGGGGGCCGCGGGCCGGGGGCGUCGGCCUUUUGGUGCUGCUGCUGCUGGGCCUCUUUCAGCCGCCCUCCGCGCUCUGCGCGCGGCCGGUAAAGGUGCGACUCCAGUCCGGCGCGGGGUGGGGUUGGGGGAGGAUGCCACCGGCGAGGGUUGGAGUUGGGGCUGCGCCACCUCAUCCUCGCCCAAGCCGGCUCCCGGAGCCCCGCGGCCUAAGCGCAGCGUCGCCGCCCUUGGCUGAGACUGGCGAUCCCCGCCGCUUCCGGCGGUCAGUGCCCCGAGGUGAGGCGGCGGCGGGGGCGGUGCAGGAGCUAGCGCGGGCUCUGGCGCAUCUGCUGGAGGCCGAACGUCAGGAGAGGGCGCGGGCCGAGGCGCAGGAGGCUGAGGAUCAGCAGGCGCGCGUCCUGGCGCAGCUGCUGCGUGUUUGGGGCGCCCCCCGCAACUCUGACCCGGCUCUGGGCCUGGACGACGACCCCGACGCGCCUGCAGCGCAGCUAGCUCGCGCUCUGCUCCGCGCCCGCCUUGACCCUGCCGCCCUCGCAGCCCAGCUUGUCCCCGCGCCUGUCCCCGCCGCAGCGCUCAGACCCCGGCCCCCAGUCUACGACGACGGCCCCGCGGGCCCAGAUGCCGAGGAGGCAGGCGACGAGACACCCGACGUGGACCCCGAGCUGCUGAGGUACUUGCUGGGACGGAUUCUUGCCGGAAGCGCGGACUCCGAGGGGGUGGCAGCCCCGCGCCGCCUCCGCCGUGCCGCCGACCAGGAUGUGGGCUCCGACGUGCCCCCUGAGGGCGUGCUGGGGGCACUGCUGCGCGUGAAACGCCUAGAGACCCCGGCGCCCCAGGUGCCUGCACGCCGCCUCUUGCCACCCUGAGCACAGCCCGGAUCCCUUGCACCCUGGGACCCAGGAGUGCCCCCGCCAUCCCGCCACCAGGACUGCUCCCCGCCAGCACGUCCAGAGCAACUUACCCCGGCCAACCAGCCCUCCCACCCGAGGAUCCCUACCCCCGGCCCCACAAUAAACAUGAUCUGAAGCAGC